Messenger RNA from Coregonus sp. 'balchen', 29534 nucleotides. Lineage: Eukaryota; Metazoa; Chordata; Actinopteri; Salmoniformes; Salmonidae. The record is from the annotation of a GenBank genome assembly.
CAGGCAGGGGGGCAGAGUAAGACUGGAGACACCGACUGGUACUUUGCCAGUGGUCCACUCACUCCACUGCGUUAUCAGGUUCACCAAUGUUGCUUAAUUUGGAAGUCCCGGAAGCUCAGGGUUAUCUGCGCGAUUGACUGACAGGGAGCCUGGGUGCAGCGCCAGACGUAGACGAAUCUCGCCCGGGAUAUUACAAAAGCGAAAUAAAACACUACGCCAGGAUUUGAUAGGGAACUAAAAUUGAAGGUAAAUCUGUUACUUUGUUGGUUAGUUUGUUUUCAACCGAUUGUUAUGUUUUUGACGAGAUGGGAAUGGGAGGGAGAGCGACAGAGAGGUGGGGACCGAGGCGGCAGGUUUGUAGAUGGCUCGCCUCAUAGAAACGCGUGUGGUUUUACUAUUCGCUGUGUUGGCACGAGAAAAGAAGACACGGAUAGCCACAAAGGUCUGAACAAUCGCCCUUUCCAUAUUCUUUGUGUGCGGUUUGUGUGUCUUGUCUUUGUUUGUAUGGCUAGUUAAACCAUUGCGUAUUUGCGGUGUUUCAGUUUAUUCUAGAAAACGGGUAUCGCGUCAAAUAGGCUACAGUUACUGCUAGACCAUACGAAUUUGAGUAUUUUGUAUGUCGGUGUUAUUGGUGUAUGUGAUGACAACGGUAUAGCCUAUACAAUGCAGCAUGCCAAUAACGCAGGAUGAAAGUGUAAAGGAUGACAUGUCGACAUUGUUUUAUUAUAAUUAUAGUGUCGUGUGUGGCGCGGAGUCGGACCGACCUGUCACCUCAAACGCAUCAGUAAUAGUGUUUUUUUAGUAGGCCUAUAUGAUGCUAUUGUCAUACCUCUCAUACCUUGUUAUCUAUGUGAGGACACAUGAACACAACAUACUAUAGUUGUCGCACAGAAUCAGUGCACCUGUGUCACACCAACCUUGAAUGAACCUUUUGGGAACAUUAUGAAUGUUAAGAGUUUAAUAUUGAUAUUUUAGAAAUGUUAUUUAAAUGAUUAUUAACGUUUUCAAUUCUCACAUGUUAGCCUGCUGAUUAUUUUCAUAUUGGUAUAGAUAGAUUAUUACUCUCAAAUGUACAAUUCAUAUGCCCCAUAAGUAUAAGAGUUUCCAGAUCUCUCUCUCGCUCUCUUGACAAAACUCGAGUUUCAGAUUUAGAUGUUUUCCAAGAAGGGCCAUCGUCAUGUCUAAGAAUUAGAUGGUCCUUAACCCAAAGACAUUUCAGGCCUAUCAAGCACCAAUCAUAGAACCUUCAGAUUUAGAAUAAAUGACACUAUAUCACCACCACUAACUUGUAGCAGGAGCCCAAUAUAGCCCUGAGAUCAGAUACCCAGGGCAUAGAGUUAUGAGACCCUAUGGUGAUCUUGGAGUAUAAUGGCAUUCUCAUUUCAGUAGAAUAAUAACACAUCACCGAUGUCUGCUUUCACAGCUGUUAUAGGUAUACAGUAAAUCCCUCCCCUUGGGUCAGACAAUUGUUAGGUGCUUUGUUUACUACGAAACAAUAUUCCUUAUGGUGCCGCCAGUAUAUGAACCCUCUAAACCCGCUAACCUCAGGGUUCAACCUGGUCUCAGAGCAUUUCAUAUUAUUCUGUAAGUAAAUCCGAGACACUCCAUUUACAUUUACAUAUUAGUCAUUUAGCAGACGCUCUUAUCCAGAGCGACUUACAUGAGCAAUUAGGGUUAAGUGCCUUGCUCAAGGGCACAUCGACAGAUUUUUCACCUAGUCGGCUCGGGGAUUAGAACCAGCGACCUUUCGGUUACUGGCACAACACUCUUAACCACUAAGCUACCUGCCGCCCCGGUAUGUAUUGUAUGGUAUGUAUUAAUUUGUGGAUGAAUUACAAUUCAUAUUAUAUGUUACGAAUUUACUAAACAUACACUAUGUUACAAAUGUACUAACUGUACAAUAUGUUACGAUUUUGAAAAAUGUACAAUACGAAUUUGCAAAAGUAGCUAAUUAGCUAAAUUUUAAAAAGUUGUCCAUGAUGAGAUUCAAACUCGCAACCUUUGGGUCGCCCACCCAUUCACCCCGACCAAUAACCCUACUUUCGUUUUUUCCUUAAGUAAUUAUCUGUUUAUGUAACCAUACCAAACGUAACAUAUCAUACUAAUUUAAGUGUCCCAGAUUUACAUUUACUAUGUUACGUCUAGUCUAUGAGACCAAGCUGGGUUUCAAAUCCUGUGCUGGCUCUUUCCCCCCAAUCACUUUAUACAAAUAACUUACUGUAACACUGUAUAGCUGGGGUCCAACAGUGAAAGAGCUAAAAUGGCAUUCGCCAUGAGACUUUGGCCAACUCACAAUGGUGAAGAGAUGCCAUAUUCUAGCUGUUGCAUUCAGACAGUUUUCAAUGUUAAUGUUUUCAACAUAUCUUCCGGGGGAAACAAAUUAUGAAUAGGGCUGGGGCAAAUACAGUGGCAGACUGUACUCUGUUCUAUAGCAUGUUGCAAGGCUUGUGAAAUGUCUUUAUUUACAACUACAGACAUCUUGAUAUUUUGGAAUAAAGAUAGUUCAAUUGUGGCUCAUACACUCUAUGAUCAGAUAUUCAAUGUUAUUUAUGCCAGUGAGCAGAACUCUAUCCACUGAUCUAAGAUCAGUUUUCCCUGCCACUUAUACCUUAUCUCAACCAUUGGAGCACAAGCACAAAACUGACUCUGGACCAGUACUUAGACAACGCUCCCACCUAUCAGUCAUUACUAUACACACAGUCCAAAGAUAUAUGAUUUUAAGGAAUCACCCUGAUCAAGUUACAUUGCCAUCACAUAUUGGGUUAUUUGUAUUUUAUUUGUACUUUUUUAAAUGUUUUUAUUUAUUGGCCGUUUUCAGAGGACAAAAGUAACUUUAUUUAACAUUUUUGUUUUUGUUACAUAUACAGUACCAGUCAAAAUUUUGAACACGCCUACUCAUUCAAGGGUUUUUCUUUAUUUUUACUAUUUUCUACAUUGUAGAAUAUAAGUGAAGACAUCAAAACUAUGAAAUAACACAUAUGGAAUCAUGUAGUAACCAAAAAAGUGUUAAACAAGGAAAAUAUAUUUAAUAUUUGAGAUUCUUCAAAUAGCCACCCUUUGCCUUGAUGACAGCUUUGCACACUCUUGGCAUUGUCUCAACCAGCUUCAUGAGGUAGUCACCUGGAAUGCAUUUCAAUUAACAGGUGUGCCUUCAUAAAAGUUAAUUUGUGGAAUUUCUUUCCUUCUUAAUGCGUUUGAGCCAAUCAGUUGUGUUGUGACAAGGUAGGGGGGUAUACAGAAAAUAGCCCUAUUUGGUAAAAGACCAAGUCCAUAUUAUGGCAAGAACAGCUCAAAUAAGCAAAGAGAAACGACAGUCCAUCAUUACAUAAGGGCUAUUUUACCAAGAAGGAGAGUGAUGGAGUGCUGCAUCAGAUGACCUGGCCUCCACAAUCCCCCGACCUCAACCCAAUUGAGAUGGUUUGGGAUGAGUUGGAUGGCAGAGUGAAGGAAAAGCAGCCAACAAGUGCUCAGCAUAUGUGGGAACUCCUUCAAGACUGUUGGAAAAGCAUUCCAGGUGAAGCUGGUUGAGAGAAUGGCAAUAGUGUGCAAAGCUGUCAUCAAGGCAAAGGGUGGCUACUUUGAAGAAUCUCAAAUAUGAAAUAUGCGUCUGGACCCUGGUGUGGGAGGCCCCGACCCCGGAGAGGGGCUGACGUCUGGGCCUGGACCGGCAAUCCCCCUGCAAUGCACCAAGCCCUGUCUGGACCCUGGUGUGGGAGGCCCCGACCCUGGAGAGGGGUUGACAUCUGGUUCUGGAGUGGAGCCGCUGACCGGAGCUGAACUGGACCCCGGUGGAGCGGACUGCUCUGGCUCUGGACUGCAGCAGCUGACCGGGGCUGGACUAGGCACCGGUAGAGCGGACUGCUCUGGCACUGGAGUGGAGCCGCUGACCGGAGCUGAACUGGACCCCGGUGGAGCGGACUGCUCUGGCUCUGGACUGGAGCAGCUGACCAGAGCUGAACUGGACCCCGGUGGAGCGGACUGCUCUGGCACUGGAGUGGAGCAGCUGACCGGAGCUGGACUUGGCACCGGUGGAGCGGACUGCUCUGGCACUGGAGUGGAGCAGCUGACCGGAGCUGGACUGGACACCGGUGGAGCGGACUGCUCUGGCACUGGAGUGGAGCAGCUGACCGGAGCUGGACUGGGCACCAGUGUAGAGCAGUUGACCGGAGCUGGACUAGGCACCGGUGGAGCGCCAGCCCUCUUAAAGGGAGCUCUCCUGCUCUAUCUUCGCGAUCAGCCCCCGUAAGGUGGUUGCCUCUGUAACCGGUGUGAACUAGUGGCAUUUCAAUCGGUGACGUCACUCGCUCUGAGACCUUGAAGUAGUUGUUUCCCUUGCUCUGGUGACUGUUGUCGAUGUGUGCAGAGGGUCCCUGGUUCGAGCCCAGGUAGGGGCGAGGAGAGGGACGGAAGCAACACUGUUACACCUCUUCUAUCAGAGUGCUAAUCUGCAGGUCUCUCCGAGCCUCCUGCUGCUUAGCCAACCACCCCGUGUGCCCCCCCAAAAAAAUGUAUUGGGGUUGGAAGCGGUCGGCACCGUUGAUCCUCUCCUGCCUGGGCUUCUACCUUCGCCCAGGGUCCUUUACCAGCCCAGGGUCCUUCUCCUCCCAAGACUACGUCUUCCCCACCUGUGUCCAGGGUGUUUGUUCCUCCUGGGCACGCUGCUUGGUCCGUUGUUGGUGGGAUCUUCUGUCACGUUCGUUGAGUACAGGAUUGGACCAAGGUGCAGCGUGGUAUGCUUACAUGUUCGUUUAUUGAAUAAACACUGAACAAAACAACAAAAGCAACGUAACGUGACGUUCUAAAGGCUAACAUCAAACAAGCCAAACACACAGAAACAAGAUCCCACAACAUAGGUAGGCAACAUGGCUGCCUAAGUAUGAUCCCCAAUCAGAGACAACGAUCGACAGCUGCCUCUGAUUGGGAACCACACCCGGCCAACAUAGAUCUACAAUAUCUAGAUCUACACAUAGAAAUUCACACCCUGACCAAACCAACUAAAGAAAACCGGGCUCUCAAGGCCAGGGCAUGACAAUAUUUCAUUGUUGGACAUAAAUUACUGUAAAAAAAAAAAAAAACACCAGGAAAUCAGCUCCAAGUGAUUUUAAUUUAAGAAAUCUGUUCCCAAAUAUUCCCACGCAUUGAGAGACACGACGUGAUCAUAUACAAAUGUAAGCAAUGUUUGAAAUUAUUGUUUUAGUCAAACAAUAUAUCUGUUUGGGCUUCUUGCGAUCAAUUUGCAGUCUACAAAUUAUUUGUAAUUAUGUUCCGGAACCCCGACCAUCCGCUCAAGAAAAAAUCGGCCCGCGGCUGACUGUAGUUGAUGAUCCCUGACCUAUGGUAUGGUGUACAUGAUGUGAUAUGAUUGAUGUGUAGCAGAAAUUGUGGCAAAGGACCAGAUGGCUAGAGGUCCAGAAAAACUCUGCGUUCCAAAUGGUACCCUAUUCCCUUUAUAGUGCACUACUUUUCACCAGGACCCUACUAAUCCUAUCAUGUUUUGGGUUAUAAGUGUCAGCCGUGUCAUAAGUGUCCUAUGGCAUUUCAAAUGUCCCUGUGACCCUACAAAUUAGCCAACCCCUAUAAAUCUAGACACAAAACAAAAGUAAGGGGUUGUAUUGCAUUUCUCUUGAAAUCAGAAGAGAGACAUCAUGGUGAACAUGACCAGCCCUGGGUGCAGCCCCAGUGAUGGAUAUCAGUCCACUGACUUUCUCUGCUUCCUUCCAGGACCGUCACCAUGGAAACGCUAGUGCAGCGGCUGGAGCAGGCCGUGAUUCGUCUGGAGCAGGUGUCCGUCAACAUGCAGGUGUCCAAUGGCAUGGCCAAUGGGGAAUGUAAUGGGAUCAACGGAGGUGAGUAGUAGAAACGUAGUGGUCCAGACUGUGACAGCAGUGUAUAGCAUUGGGUAGUGAAGUUCUAGGUUGAAAUGGGAACACUACUUAAUCCAAUGAACGUUUAUAAACAUGUACAACUAUGAAAAGAUACUGUGGUAGAAAAACGCCUGACCUCUCCUCUAUGCUCAUUGUUUUCUCCUUCUUCCUCCCUCCUUCCUCCCUUCUUCCUUCCUUCUUCCUCCCUCCUUCCUCCCUCCUUCCUCCCUCCUUCCUCCCUUCUUCCUCCCUUCUUCCUCCCUUCUUCCUUCCUCCCUCCUUCUUUCCUUCUUCCUCCAUCCUUCUUCCUUCCUUCUUCCUUCCUUCUUCCUUCCUUCCUUCCUUCCUUCCUUCCUUCCUCCUUCCUUCCUUCCCUUCCUUCCUUCCUUCCUUCCUUCCUUCCUUCCUUCCUUCCUUCCUUCCUUCCUUCCUUCCUUCCUUCCUUCCUUCCUUCUUCCUCUCUCCUUCCUCCCUUCUUCCUCCCUUCUUCCUCCCUCCUUUCUCCCUCCUUCCUCCCUCCUUCCUCCCUUCUUCCUCUCUCCUUCCUCCUCCUUCCUCCCUUCUUCCUCUCUCCUCCCUCCCUCCUUCCUCCCUUCUUCCUCCCUUCUUCCUCCUGUCUCUCCAGGUCAGUCCCAGUGUAUGGAGGCCUUUGACCUGCUGCUGAUGGGGCCGUUGUCAGAGUACCUGAAGAAUAGCCGUGCCAUAGGAGAGGAUGUGGAGAAGCAUGUGAGUGGCAGGAAUGUGUGUGUGUGAUUAUGCGUAUGACUGACUAUCCUUGUGUGUUUUGAGUGGCGUCUUGCAAAGGCCGCAAAUGGGAAAUGGCUCUGUGCCAUUAAGAGCACAAAGUCUCCUCCUCAAUCCCCAAAUCCCUCAAACGUUCUCACUUACAGACACAUAUACAUACACACACACACACACACGCACACAAAACAGUUUGCUUGGUUAACACACUGCCGUUAUAUUUGGUCUUUGUCUUUGUCUUUAACUGUUAGUCUACACUAAGUGAAACGAAGCAGUCCCCUUAACUGACAGAAACUCUAAGUGAUGUUUGUAACAGAGCAGCAGCUGAGAACACAGAAAAAGAUAAUACGGAUGAUGAAAAUAAGACGGUUGCCUACUCUGUUCUGCUAUACUACUCUGUUCUGCUAUACUACUCUGUUCUGCUAUACUACUCUGUUCUGCUAUACUACUCUGUUCUGCUAUACUACUCUGUUCUGCUAUACUACUCUGUUCUGCUAUACUACUCUGUUCUGCUAUACUACUCUGUUCUGCUAUACUACUCUGUUCUGCUAUACUACUCUGUUUCUGCUAUACUACUCUGUUCUGCUAUACUACUCUGUUCUGCUUACUACUCUGUUCUGCUAUACUACUCUGUUCUGCUAUACUACUCUGGUUUCUGCUAUACUACUCUGUUCUGCUAUACUACUCUGGUCUGUUCUGCUAUACUACUCUGUUCUGCUAUACUACUCUGUUCUGCUAUACUACUCUGUUCUGCUAUACUACUCUGUUCUGCUAUACUACUCUGUUCUGCUAUACUACUCUGUCUGCUAUACUACUCCUGUUCUGCUAUUUCGUUCUGCUAUACUACUCUGUUCUGCUAUAUAUCUUCUCUACUACUCUGUUCUGCUAUACUACUCUGGUCUGCUAUACUACUCUGUGUCUGCUAUACUAACUCUGUUCUGCUAUACUAACUCUGUUCUGCUAUACUACUCUGUUCUGCUAUACUACUCUGUUCUGCUAUACUACUCUGUUCUGCUAUACUACUCUGUUCUGCUAUACACCGUCCUAUACUGUUCUGCUAUACUACUCUGUCUGCUAUACUACUCUGUCUGCUAUACUACUCUGGUUCUGCUAUACCUCUGUUACUCUAUACUCUCUGUUCCUACUUUGCUAUACUACUCUGUUCUGCUAUACUACUCUGUUCUGCUAUACUACUCUGGUCUGCUAUACUACUCUGUUCUGCUAUACUACUCUGUUCUGCUAUACUACUCUGUUCUGCUAUACUACUCUGUUCUGCUAUACUACUCUGUUCUGCUAUACUACUCUGUUCUGCUAUAUACUACUUCUGUUCUGCUAUACUACUCUGGUCUGCUUACUACUCUGUCUGCUAUACUACUCUGUUCUGCUAUACUACUCUGGUCUGCUAUACUACUCUGUCUGCUUACACUUGUCUGUUCUGCUAUACUACUCUGUUCUGCUAUAACUACUCUGUUUGCAUACUACUCUGUUCUGCUAUACUACUCUGGUCUGCUAUACUACUCUAGUUCUGCAUACUACUCUGUUCUGCUAUACUACUCUGUUCUGCUAUACUACUCUGGUCUGCUAUACUACUCUGUUCUGUCUCUACUACUCUGUUCUGCUAUACUACUCUGGUCUGUUUCUGCUAUACUACUUGUCUGUCUGCUAUACUACUCUGUUCUGCUAUACUACUCUGGUAUGUUCUGCUAUACUACUCUGUUCUGCUAUACUACUCUGUUCUGCUAUACUACUCUGUUCUGCUAUACUACUCUGUUCUGCCAUACUACUCUGUUCUGCUAUACUACUUUGGUCUGCUAUACUACUCUGUUCUGCUAUACUACUCUGGUCUGCUAUACUACUCUGUUCUGCUAUACUACUCUGGUCUGCUAUACUACUCUGUUCUGCUAUACUACUCUGUUCUGCUAUACUACUCUGUUCUGCUAUACUACUCUGGUCUGUUCUGCUAUACUAAUCUGUUCUGCUAUACUACUCUGUUCUGCUAUACUACUCUGUUCUGCUAUACUACUCUGUUCUGCUAUACUACUCUGGUCUGUUCUGCUAUACUACUCGGGUUCUGCUUACUACUCUGGUCUGUUCUGCUAUACUACUCUGUUCUGCUAUACUACUCUGGUCUGCUAUACUACUCUGGUCUGCUAUACUACUCUGUUCUGCUAUACUACUCUGUUCUGCUAUACUACUCUGUUCUGCUAUACUACUCUGUUCUGCUAUACUACUCUGUUCUGCUAUACUACUCUGUUCUGCUAUACUACUCUGUUCUGCUAUACUACUCUGUCUGCUAUACUACUCUGGUCUGCUAUACUACUCUGGUCUGUAUACUACUCUGUUCUGCUAUACUACUCUGUUCUGCUAUACUACUCUGUUCUGCUAUACUACUCUGUUAUUCCAGGCUGCUAUACUACUUCCAUGGAGAGAAACUUGGUGUGUAACUUGAUUUAAUGAUACUGUAUGUGCAACUGUUGUCACCCAGACAAAUCCCAACCACAUUUAAGAUGUAUCUUUAACACAGUGAGGUUCUCUCUACCAGUGACAGUAGGGCUGGAGGGAUGUUGAGAGGAGCACUUAGUGACCACUUCAUUCCCCUGUCUGCUUUCUGUCAAUGGGACUAGUUUUAUAUGGAGAUAUGCAUCCCAAAUGGCACCCUGUAAGGAAUAGGGUGCCAUUUGGGACAGAGACAUGGAAGAUUCCCCUUGUUUUAUCUCUCAUAGAGCUGCCUGGCUCUGGGAACAUUGUAGUCUGACUGUGUGGGGUCCAGGGCUUGGACAGGGAAAACCACUCUAGAUAGAUGGGAGGAGGAGGAGUUAUUUUAAUUACAGUUUGUUUCCUGUCCCCUACAAAGCCAAUGGCGGGAGUGUGCUUGAACUUUAACCCUGAGUUCCAAUAUUAAACCGCGACACAAGCACCUUUUUCCACCCCAAUGUCAGGCCGUUUUCCACAGGGAGAUGGGGCGUAGUUUGUGGCUAGUAAUCAUGUUGGUAACAACUUUGAUGAUUUCUCUUCCGACUCCCAAAAUAGAGCCGACAUUUGAUUCAUACCAGGCACUGGCAGGAAGUCCAAUUGCAAAAAUCCCUUUCUCAAGGAAGACAUGGUUUCAAAUGGGAAUUAAAUAAGUGAGGACUUUAAUAUGUGGAAAAGCAGAAUGACAGAGAAAUAGCCUUAAUAUGUGGUGAAGAUGGGACUGGGGGAUGGGGGGGAGGAUAUUCCUUCAUGGGUCUUUUCCCUCAUAAGACAACAUUCACUUAAUCUCCUUCUCCCAUCACAGUGAAAGGAGGAGGGGGUGUGUGUGGGUUAGAGGUGGUUUAUUUAGUUAGGAAAGCUCCUUUUAUGGCAACACCGGAGUUCCUCUGGAGGUCUUUUCCCAAAUUUGGGACAUGCCUCGUGGGACCUGACUAAUGCAGAGUUACCAGCACGAUGCAGUGCAGAAUGCGUUAGAGAGGGAAAUGUGUCUUAUAAUGCCCUCAGAUUUGACAUUUUAACCUUUUCCCUCUGUGAUUGACAGGCGGAGAUGGUGAACAACGCUCUGCAGCUUCAGAGAAGCUUCCUCAAAAUGGCCACCACACACCAGGAGCCUGCUCAGGUAAGGAUGAUAUGUGUAAUGGCUUGGAGGACUGUCCUGAAUGCAGAUACCCAAAGCAAGUAAAACAAAUGUGUAUGGAUCAGGACUAUUGGCCAACUGCACUGCACUUCAACACAGUUAUCCAUUAUGCACUUAUCUACUGUUAUCUACUAUAAUGUAGCCAGUGUCGCCCAUUUCAGUGUUGCAGUAUCGCCCAUUUCAGUAUCGCCCAUUUCAGUAUCGCCCAUUUCAGUAUCACCCAUUACAGUAUCACCCAUUACAGCGUUUCAGCAGCAGCCUUUUCCAGGCCUCUCUGUGUUUCCCAGUGCUGCUGGGCCAGUGGGCAGCCAUGCGGCGCCCCGGAGCUCUGUUCACAUAGGGAUUAACCCCCUUUAAAAAAGAACGCUAAUACAACACAUUCUCAACGCAUUCACGUAUGGGGAAGGGAGGGGGAAAGGGAGGGGGUACGGAGAGGAAGUGGGGGUUAAUGUGAUAUCAUCGUGUUGGCUGUUAGUUUGUAUUGAACCAGGGGGAGGAGGGUGGUGGGCAGAGCCCAAAGCUGAACAGGAAGUGAUUAACUCCUAUCUCGCAAGUCAUUGGUCAAGAGGCAGUGAGAGAGAAUUCACCAAUUGUCUGAUACACAAACAAGGAGGAAGGGUUUAAGCGGAGGGAGGGGAGAGAGAGGAAGGGAAUAAGAGAUAGGAGAGGAAGGGAGAGGGAGGACAGGCGAGGACGGGUGGUGGGCGGUGGCUGCAUUGACUGUUUGCUCAAUUGGUAGAGCAUGGCGCUUGCAACGCCAGGGUUGUGGGUUCGUUUCCCACGGGGGGCCAGUAUGAAAAUAUAUGCACUCACUAACUGUAAGUCGCUCUGGAUAAGAGCGUCUGCUAAAUGACUAAAAUGUAAAUGUAAAGACCCCAUGUAGUCUUUUAAAUGUUUCAAUCAGUGUCUAAUAAAUCACUGUGUGAUUAUUUAAUUUAAAAAAGCAAAAUAUAUUUUUUGUCAUUUAUUUCCCUGAGCCUCCUUUGCCAUUGGAAUGCUCAGUUGGAUCGUGUGGGUGUGUUGAUACAAAUUUAUUUGAACAGUGAGAGACAGAAUAACAACAAAAAAAUCCAGAAAAACGCAUGUCAAAAAUGUUAUAAAUUGAUUUGCAUUUUAAUACGGGAAAUAAGUAUUUGACCCCCUCUCAAUCAGAAAGAUUUCUGGCUCCCAGGUGUCUUUUAUACAGGUAACGAGCUGAGAUUAGGAGCACACUCUUAAAGGGAGUGCUCCCAAUCUCAGCUUGUUACCUGUAUAGAAGACACCUGUCCACAGAAGCAAUCAAUCAAUCAGAUUCCAAACUCUCCACCAUGGCCAAGACCAAAGAGCUCUCCAAGGAUGUCAGGGACAAGAUUGUAGACCUACACAAGGCUGGAAUGGGCUACAAUACCAUCGCCAAGCAGCUUGGUGAGAAGGUGACAACAGUUGGUGCGAUUAUUCGCAAAUGGAAGAAACACAAAAUAACUGUCAAUCUCCCUCGGCCUGGGGCUCCCUCGGCCUGAGGAAUCAGCCCAGAACUACACGGGAGGAUCUUGUCAAUGAUCUCAAGGCAGCUGGGACCAUAAUCACCAAGAAAACAAUUGGUAACACACUACGCUGUGAAGGACUGAAAUCCUGCAGCGCCCGCAAGGUCCCCCUGCUCAAGAAAGCACAUAUACAGGCCCAUCUGAAGUUUGCCAAUGAACAUCUGAAUGAUUCAGAGGAGAACUGGGUGAAAGUGUUGUGGUCAGAUGAGACCAAAAUCGAGCUCUUUGGCAUCAACUCAACUCGCCGUGUUUGGAGGAGGAGGAAUGCUGCCUAUGACCCCAGGAACACCAUCCCCACCGUCAAUCAUGGAGGUGGAAACAUUAUGCUUUGGGGGUGUUUUUCUGCUAAGGGGACAGGACAACUUCACCGCAUCAAAGGGACGAUGGACGGGGCCAUGUACCAUCAAAUCUUGGGUGAGAACCUCCUUCCCUCAGCCAGGGCAUUGAAAAUGGGUCGUGGAUGGGUAUUCCAGCAUGACAAUGACCCAAAACACACGGCCAAGGCAACAAAGGAGUGGCUCAAGAAGAAGCACAUUAAGGUCCUGGAGUGGCCUAGCCAGUCUCCAGACCUUAAUCCCAUAGACAAUCUGUGGAGGGAGCUGAAGGUUCGAGUUGCCAAACGUCAGCCUCGAAACCUUAAUGACUUGGAGAAUAUCUGCAAAGAGGAGUGGAACAAAAUCCCUCCUGAUAUGUGUGCAAACCUGGUGGCCAACUACAAGAAACGUCUGACCUCUGUGAUUGCCAACAAGGGUUUUGCCACCAAGUACUAAGUCAUGUUUUGCAGAGGGGUCAAAUACUUAUUUCCCUCAUUAAAAUACAAAUCAAUUUAUAACAUUUUUGACAUGCGUUUUUCUGGAUUUGUUGUUGUUAUUCUGUCUCUCACUGUUCAAAUAAACCUACCAUUAAAAUUAUAGACUGAUCAUGUCUUUGUCAGUGGGCAAACGUACAAAAUCAGCAGGGGAUCAAAUACUUUUUUCCCUCACUGUACAUACACAGCCCUGAUUGGCGGAUAGCGUCGUUUAUACUCUAGAGCCUACCCCGCUUACCCCUUCAAAGUAGGAGGAUAUAUAUGCAAAUAAAAUAUGAUUCGUCAGAAUAAUCAGAUCGUGAUGUCACGCUGUGGGCCAAAAACUCCAUCCCACCUUAACAGGCAGAAAAUCCUAAUUUGUAUUGUAUUUUAUUUUUUUAACCUCUUACACUAAAAGGGAGUUAUCAUAAUUUUCACAAUUUCAGAGUGUUAUUUCGACCUCAUAGUGUGGAAAUCUAAUUUUUAAAAACUGGAAAAUCAAUGUGGAUGUGAACUAGUGAGGAGGUCAAGAGUUUCAAGUCCUGUAUCUUUACUUCAGACUGUAGAGAGCCUGUAACCUGUUAAGAGUCUGUAGAGAGCCUGUUUAGAGCCUGUAGGUUAUUUUUUAUACUGGCCCCCUGUGCGAACCCUGCUGGCCUAUCCCUCCCCUACCAAUUGUGCGCCGCCCCAUGGGUCUCCCAGUCGCGGCCGGCUACGACAGAGCCUGGAUUCGAACCAGGAUCACUAGUGGCACAGCUAGCACUGCCUUAGACCACUGCACUACUGCGCCACUCGGUGACUGAAAUGUAGAGAGCCUGUAGUGCAGCGUUUCCCAAACUCGGUCCUGGGGAUCCCAAGGGGUGCACAUUUUGUUUUUUGCCCUAACACUACACAGCUGAUUUAAAUAAUCAAAGCUUGAUGAUUAUUUGAAUCAGCUGUGUAGUGAUAGGGCAAAAACCAAAACGGUUCCCCAGGACUGAGAUUGGGAAACCCUUGUCGCUGUUCUCUGUGAGAAUUUGGGUGACGAUCCACAAUGCCAUUGUCAGAACUGACAAUCCUCAAAUUGGACAGGCAUUGGAGAGGCAUUGAUUUAGCCAAAAAUAACCAAAAAUAGUUAGUUGUCAAUCAAUACACCCCCAGAGAAACACCUACUGUAGUACCACACAGAUACUGGAUGGACACAUUUUCACAUGUACAUAGUUUUAUAUAAACCUCAAUCACUGCCUCUGGUAGAAAAGUGAUUGUGACCCUGUACAGCUCUCCCAUAGGGAACCCAGAGCUGCCGGUAAACCUCUGGCUUUUCUCUCCACCGCACUGGCCCGGGGUUGUGCUUUGUGGCUUUUUAUGGGCAUGUUCUAUAUUUGAGCUGCUCCGUUUGUGUGUGUGUGUUUGAAGCUGGGCUCACCUGACCCCGUCAUGGCCCAUCACUCUCUGUGUGUGUGCCCACAGAAAAAAGACUACAGUUUACGAUAGAAUACUAUAGCACUUACUAUAGAAUUCUAUAGUAUUCUGUAGUAAACUGCUGUAUACUGUAGAAAAAUAUACUACACUCUAGUAUCCCUCGAUCAUUUCUAGUACUUACUAUAGAAUUUUGUAGAAAACUAUACUGCACAAUGUAGUAUCCCUUGAUCAUGUGUUGUGCUUACUAUAUAAUUUUGUAGUAUACUGUAGAAUACUAUAUGUAUAUUAAAUACUACAGUAUUAACCCACAAAAAACACUGUAGUAAAUACUACAAUAAUGUCUGCAAAAACACUACAGUAAUUAUUAUAGUACAUACUACAGUUCUUACUAUAGUAAUACUACAGUAUUUAAUUUGCAUAUACUCCACCCAUUCCCCUCCACCAUAUCCCUAUUUGUGCCACCCAUGAGUGAGAAACCUACAUGCCAAGUAUAGACCAUAUAUUGUGUUCCCUACAUGUUAUAGAAAAGAGCAGAGGCUCUAAACUAUCCGUUCAGACUCCAGUCCUACCUACAGGUUAUGAAACAUUUGAUCUUAGUAUUUGCCCAGUAGGUUUCCUCAAGCAGGAAGCCCCCACGUCUAUGUCAAAGAUAAUAAAACAAAAAAUACUAUAGUAAAUACUACAGUAUUUAUACUACAGUCAUGUCCACAAAAAGACUACAGUAAAUACUAUAGUAUCCUUCCGCAAAAACACUACAGUAAAUACUAUAGUAAAGUCUGCAAAAACACUACAGUGAAUACUAUAGUAUAUAAAUAUAGUAAUACUAUAGUAUUUACAUCAUAGUAUACUAUAGUAUUUUUUCAUAUGGGUGUGUAUCCCACAGUACAGCUGUCUUGCCUCACCAGCCCUCUGCUCUGCUGUGAGGCUUUACACUGUAAAAUCCCACCAUCGUUUUUUCCUUUGUUACUUUCCACUGGGAACUUUGAUAUCAUGUUUGCAUUAUAGCUCAGAGCCUGGCCAGUCAGUGAAUGUCAGCAUAUGGGAUGCCAAGUCAUGGUAGCAGAUAUAGUACGCUUAUACACUACAGAUCAAAUAGCUUGAUCCUACACUUUAGGUAGCCUGGCAGGUAGGAUCGUUGGGCCAGUAACCAAAAGGUUGCUGGAUCGAAUCCCCGAGCAGACAAGGUAAAAAUCUGUUGUUCCGCCCCUGAGCAAGGCAGUUAACCCACUGUUCCCCGGGCGCCGAUGACGUGGCUGUCGAUUAAGGCAGACCCUGCACCUCUCUGAUUCAGAGGGGUUGGGUUAAAUGCGGAAGACACAUUUCAGUUGAAUGCAUUCAGUUGUACAACUGAAUAGGUAUCCCCCUUUACCUUUCCCUUAAAUCAUUAGAAUCAUAGGUAAAUCAUUAGAAUCAUAGAUAAAUCAUUAGAAUCAUAGGUAAAUCAUUAGAAUCAUAGAUAAAUCAUUAGAAUCAUAGAUAAAUCAUUAGAAUCAUAGGUAAAUCAUUAGAAAUCAUAGGGUAAAUCAAUUAAAUCAUAGAUAAAUCAUUAAAUCAUAGUAAAUCAGUAGAAUCAUAGGUAAAUCAUUAGGGCUUUAGGUAAGAUAUCUACCCCCUUUCCAUUUGAUCCUUCUACUUACUCUUCUCUCUGUUUCUGUCUAGCUCCCUUUCUGCUCUUUCUCUCUCCCUCCCCCCAUCAAAAAUAUGAACGCUUAGCUCAGAGAUAUUAGACCUGUCUCAUGCUACUGAGCUAACAUCACACACACCCCAAUAUCACUGUGUGCAAUUUCUCUCUCUCUCUCUCUCUCUCUCAUCUCUCUCUUCAUCGAAAAAAAAUCUCUCUCUCUCUCUCUCUCUCUCUCUCCUCUGUCUCUGUGUGUGUGGUCUCUCUCCUCUCUCUCUCUCUCUCUCUCUCUCUCUCUCUCUCUCUCUCUCUCUGUCUCUCUGUCUCUCUGUCUCUGUCUCUGUCUCUCUGUCUCUCUGUCUCUCUGUCUCUCUGUCUCUCUGUCUGUGUGUCUGUGUGUCUGUGUGUCUGUGUGUCUGUGUGUGUGAAUGGUGUGUAAUCCUGGCCUCUGCCCCACUCAUAGCCUGGAGAUAUCACAACUAUUUAUGUCUGUCCGUUGGAAGUGGAGGAUGAUUGAGGGGGGGGGAGGGCCAUCAGAUACCCUUGAUACAGUAACUGAAAGAGCGGGGAGGGGGGUCAGGGGAGAGGGGGGUGAUGAGAGAGACAGGAGAGAGAUCUCUAGCCUCAGAGAUAUGUAGAUCUGACAGAUGAAUCAUCACUAGGGCCAGGAGGUUUUCCUGACCACAUGAUUUGACCCGGAUCUGUUGACCCCCUGGUUCUAUCAUCAUCACAGGUGUAUUGGAAAACUUCCUGAGCCUUAUCAUCAUCACAUUUCAUGUAGAAGUGGUUUUCUUUUAAGGAUCCUUUAGCAAGUUUUUUCGAUGGGAUCUGUAGAUAGUGAAACUAAAAAGUCAGUCUACGUUGAUCCUCCCUAUGAUGACGUUGGUCCUCUAUUUCGGGUUAUGAAAAUCAUGUGCAUCUGAUUUGGGCAAUAAUUUGUUCAAAAAAUAGUUCUCUCUUUCUGCCUCUCCCUCUGACACACGAGAUAGACAGUCCUUUCAUAGGGAGGGCCAAUGUCAACAGACUUUUUACUUUCACUCUCUCCAGAUCCCUUCGAAAAGUCUUGCUAAAGGAUGUGGUGGAAAGGAGGAUUAUUUCAUCCUCUCCACGUCUGUAAACGUUAUUAUGUGUUUAUUGUGACAACAUAUCAAAACCUUAAUGCAAUUAAAUUGGUUGCCUUAGCAACACAAGAAUAAUCACAUUUCUCAAAAUAAAGCUAAAUAAACUAACUUUAUCUUUCCCACAGCAUAUCGCCACGGCGGGGAUAUUUAGUUAAAUUGUCAUAGCAACAUCAAUUUAGACACAGUUCAAAAUAAGAGAAGUGUACUGCAGCAUUACUAGGGAAACAAUGCCUUCCUUUUCCCUUACAAGGCCAGAGGAAUCUCCCAAUGAACAGAGGAAUGCUUUGAGGGGAGGGAGGAUCGAAGGAAAGAAGGAAGGAAGGAUGGAAGCUAGAAGGGAUCUGGAAGUUCCUAUUGAAAAUAGGGUCCUUCUAAUAAAAUCCCAGUAGCCCAGUUUUAAACUCACAGUAAUUUACAUCUGCAUGCCCCUUAUCUAGCUGACAUGCAUGGCAGAGUUGCUUGUGGGCAAGGCAAUCAGUUAUAACAGAGGUAGCAUAACUGGAGUAACUGAACAAUUGAGACUGGUGCUCUCAGACUAUUGAAUAUGAGGGCUGCUAAGAGCACUAUUACAGAGGAAUUUAUGGGUGCUGAUUUUACUUAACAGUCAUUGAUAAAUGCUAUUUUUAUAUUUUAAGUUACAGUAUAUAUAAAAGACACCACCUGUGAUAUUGUUCAGUUUUUGUUGACAAGCAUUUCUUCUUUCCAUCUCUCUCUCUUCUCUCCCACCUCCCCCUCUCAUUUCCUCUCUCUCCCCCCUCUCUCUCUUUCCUUCCUUCUCUCCCCCCCUCCCCCUUGUAUCUCUCUCUCUGUCUCUCUCUCCCUCCCAGAUGGAGCUGUCUGACCUGCUGAAGCCUAUCUCAGAGAAGAUCCAGGAGAUUCAGAACUUCCGGGAGCGUAACCGUGGCAGCAGCCAAUUCAACCACCUAUCAGCUGUCAGCGAGAGCAUCCCGGCGCUGGGCUGGGUUGCUGUGGUGAGGAGAAAACUAACUGUUCUCUUCUCUAACCUCCUCAUCACCCACUCACUUUGGUGGCUCGACACUUUGCUCGACACUAGCCAAAGCUACGACACUUUGCUCGACACUAGCCAAAGCUACGUUUGGCCUAUCCUUUGUAUAUCUACAGUUGAAGUCGGAAGUUUACAUACACCUUAGCCAAAUACAUUUCAACUCAGUUUUUCACAAUUCCUGACAUUUAAUCCUAGUAAAGAUUCCCUGUCUUAGGUCAGUUAGGAUCACCACUUUAUUUUAAGAAUGUGAAAUGUCAGAAUAAUAGUAGACAGAAUUAUUGAUUUCAGCUUUUAUUUCUUUUAUCACAUUCCCAGUGGGUCAGAAGUUUACAUACACUCAAUUAGUAUUUGGCUUUGUGAUGGCCACUCCAGUACCUUGACUUUGUUGUCCUUAAGCCAUUUUGCCACAACUUUGGAAGAAUGCUUGGGGUCAUUGUCCAUUUGGAAGACCCAUUUGCGACCAAGCUUUAACUUCCUGACUGAUGUCUUGAGAUGUUGCUUCAAUAUAUCAACAUAAUUUUCUUUCCUCAUGAUGCCAUCUGGUCCUCUGUAGCUCAGCUGGUAGAGCACGGCGCUUGUAACGCCAAGGUAGUGGGUUCGAUCCCCGGGACCACCCAUACACAAAAAAAUGUAUGCACGCAUGACUGUAAGUCGCUUUGGAUAAAAGCGUCUGCUAAAUGGCAUAUUAUUUAUUAUUAUUAUCUAUUUUUGAAGUGCACUAGUCCCUCCUGCAGCAAAGCAUCCCCACAGCAUGAUGAUGCCACCCCUGUGCUUCACGGUUGGGAUGGUGUUCUCCGACUUGCAAGCCACCCCCUUUUUCCUCCAAACAUAACAAUGGUCAUUAUGGCCAAACAGUUCUAUUUUUAUUUCAUCAGACCAGAGGAAAUUUCUCCAAAAAGUACAAUCUUUGUCCCCAUAUGCAGUUGAAAACCGUAGUCUGGCUUUUUUUAUGGCAGUUUUGAAGCAGUGGCUCCUUCCUUGCUGAGCGGCCUUUCAGAUUAUGUCGAUAUGGGACUCGUUUUACUGUGGAUAUAGAUACUUUUGUACCUGUUUCCUCCAGCAUCUUCACAAGGUCCUUUGCUGUUGUUCUGGGAUUGAUUUGCACUUUUCGCACCAAAGUACGUUCAUCUCUACGAGACAGAACGCAUCUCCUUCCUGAGCGGUAUGACGGCUGCGUGGUCCAAUGGUGUUUAUACUUGCGUACUAUUGUUUGUACAGAUGAACGUGGUACCUUCAGGCAUUGGGAAAUUGCUCCCAAGGAUGAACCAGACUUGAGGAGGUCUACAAUUUGUUUUUCUGAGGCCUUGGCUGAUUUCUUUUGAUUUUCCGAUGAUGUCAAGCAAAGAGGCACUGAGUUUGAAGGUAGGCCUUGAAAUACAUCCACAGGUACACCUCCAAUUGACUCAAAUGAUGUCAAUUAGCCUAUCAGAAGCUUCUAAAGCCAUGCCAUCAUUUUCUGGAAUUUUCCAAGCUGUUUAAAGGCACAGUUAACUUCUUGUAUGUAAACUUCUGACCCACUGGAAUUGUGAUAAAGUGAAUUAUAAGUGAAAUAAUCUGUCUGUAAACAAUUGUCGGAAAAAUUACUUGUGUCAUGCACAAAGUAGAUGUCCUAACUGACUUGCCAAAACUAUAGUUUGUUAACAACAAAUUUGUGGAGUGGUUGAAAAACGAGUUUUAAUGACUCCAACCUAAGUGUAUGUAAACUUCCGACUUCAACUGUAUGUCUAUAUCUAUAUAUCUAUAUCUAUAUAUCUAUCUGUCUUUGCUCUUGGCUACUGUGGUUUAAUGCAUUUCUGUCCAACAGAUGGUGACUGACGUAAUAAUGUUCUCUCCAUUUCUCUAGCCAUGUGUCAGUGAAUGCAGAGCAGAGCUGUCUGAAUUGAUACGUGGCGUCAACUUUGUUUGACCACCUUUUCUCUUUCGUUCUAUUUUUUCCUUCGGUCUCCUUCUUUCUUCCAGAGCCAGAAGCCAGUUCCCUAUGUGAAGGAGAUGAAUGAUGCUGCCAUUUUCUACACUAACAGAGUUCUGAAAGACUAUAAAGACUCGUGAGUAUUGCUGCUGGUGGAUUACUUAUCAACUGUUGCUGAUAAGCUACUUUGCAUAUUAUUGUUGCUCAGUGAAUACCUCUCUCUUUUUUCCUGAUCCGUCUUUCCAUCUUUGUUUCUCUCUCCCUCUGUCCGUCUUUGUUUACAUUUCACUAAUUCUCCUCCUCCUCUCCUCCUGUCCCUCUCUCUGUAGAGACAAGCGUCAUGUGGAGUGGGUGAGGUCCUACCUAUCCAUCUGGACUGAGCUUCAGGCCUUCAUUAAACAGCAUCACACAACAGGCCUGGUCUGGAGCAAGACUGUGAGUAGCUUUCAUAACAUAGUUACAAAACAGUGUAAUAGCAGUGUUAUUAUAUUAUCAUAGUAUUGAGUUGGGAGUGAGACAAUAGAAAAACAUCACAGUGAUAUAAAGACAUAUCAUGAACAGUUACUGUCUUUUUAUUACAGACUGUAAUUUACAGCGCUUCAGGACUACAGUCCUCUAUCUAACAUCCAGUGAGGCAUUCCCUCUACAUUCCAUUAUCUAUAUGUUACAGCAGCAAAUAGCUCCUGGUCCAACCUCCUCAACACUGCCCUGAGCACUCAGCACUUUGACUUGUUGGAGGAAUAGGAACAGGGCCAGGAGUUUUUCCCAACAGUGUAACCUGAGCAGGAAAAACUCAGGUCCCACUGCCUAACUUCUCAUAACUUUUAUCUGACGUUGGAUAAAUAGGACCAGGAUUAUUUUAUUUUUUAAAGUCACGGCUUUUUUCAUGAUCAGGUCCUAUGGAUGAACUAAUUAUAACCCUGCUUGCCAUUCAGGUUUAAACAGGCAGGAACAAGACUCAAUGAAUUACAGCUCGCCUCGAGACAUAGUCUCUGACUAUUAUGGCAUGUCCAAUUGUUUUCAUGUGCGGCAGAGCCUCAAUGUGGUUUUCCGUUGCCAUAUUGCUGAAGCGGUUCAGGGCUGCGUUCCAAAUGGAACCCUAUUACAACAUGGAGCCCGUAGGGCACUGGUCAAAGGUAGUGCACUAUAUAAUAUGGUGUCAUUUGGGAUGUACUGUAGUUCUCAUGUUAAUUACCCCGCAGUGUAUAUUUCUAUGUGUAGUUAUGCAGACAGGCAGCUGGUUGCGCAAGGACCAGCCUGUAUGAAUGACUUGGUCCCUGGUGUACUGGUGGCUGCUUUGUGGUUCUUAAUUUAGCAAUUGUAGAGUCAAACCCCCACAUUUUUGUAGGGGUUGAUACCAGUGGAGGCUGGUGGGAGGAGCUAUAGGAGGACGGGCUCAUUGUAAUGGCUGGAAUGGAAUAAAAUAAACAAUGAGCCCGUCCUCCUAUAGCUCCUCCCACCAGCCUCCACUGGUUGAUACAUUUUUUGUUAGGGCGAAUCAAGUCAGAAAUUUCCUGCAACAACAGGGUGAUCAAAUUAAGAUCCUACAUCGGUACUCUCCGCUUUCCGUUUUCUUCCUGUACUACUCUGUCGUUUCUCUUCCCCCUCUCUGAAAAGAAAGUCCUACUAUAGGGCAGGUUUCCAAUCAGAAAUCAUAUGCCUGCGUCCAGUGGAAGUGAUGUGUUUAUUUGUUUAGCUUUUUAUGUGAUAAUAAAACUAAAAGUAAAACUCCUUAAACUUCACAUUUAGUCUCUAAACUUUUAAAGAGUGUUGAACUCAGGUCAAGGUGUCACGCCCUGGCUCUGGGGACUCUCGUAUGUUGAGCCAGGGUGUUAGGUUCUAGUUUUGUGUUUCUAUGUUGGCCAGGGUGGCUCCCAAUCAGAGACGGCUGUUGCUCGUUGUCUCUGUUUGGGAGCCAUACUUAGGUAGCUGUAAGGCAUUCGUUUGGUGUGGUUUCUUGUUCCUUUUGAUUUGUGUUUGUAUAGAAGGACUUCACGUUUCGUUUGUUGUUUUGUUCGCUGUGGUGUACAAUAAAACAAAUAUGUACGCAUCUCACGCUGCGCCUUGGCCCACUUCUUUUCAAGACGAUCGUGAAUGAAGAAACCACCACGACUGGGUCAAGCAGCGUGAUGAGGAGAAAGGUUGGAAUUACGAGAAGUGGAGAGAGAAUUGGACGAGAACCAUGGAGGCCUGGUCCACGGGGGAGAGACAAGCCCAGAAAUUUUUAGGGGGGGGCUCACGCCGUGGACGACGGGGCAGCAGGAGUACGGGAUAGAGUGGUUCAGAGGGUUGGCAGAGGAGGCCGCCAGGUUACGGGAGUUACUGGACACCAGGGGGAAGGAGUAUGUAGAGGCACGGCGAGAGGUACUAGGGUGUGUUGCCAGUCCGGUCCGGCCCGUUCCUGAUCCCCGCUUAGGGCCAGUGGCGUGUGUUCCCAGUACGGUUCGGCCUGUUCCUGCCUCUCGCACCGAGCCUGUGGUGCGCGUCGCCAGCCCGGUCCGGCCUGUUCCUGUCCCUCGCGCCAAGCCUGUGGUGCGCGUCGCCAGCCCGGUUCGGCCUGUUCCUGCUCCCCGCACCAAGGCUAUGGUGCGCUUCGUCAGCCCGGUCCGGCCUGUUCCUGCUCCCCGCCCCAAGCAAGUGGUGCGCUUCAUCGGCCCGGUUCGGCCCGUCCCUGCUCCCCGCACCAAGCCAAUGGUGCGCGUCGUCAGCCCGGUCCGGCCUGUUCCUGCGCCCCGCACCAAGCAAGUGGUGCGCUUCAUCAGCCCGGUUCGGCCCGUCCCUGCUCCCCGCACCAAGCCAAUGGUGCGCUUCGUCAACCCGGUUCGGCCCGUCCCUGCUCCCCGCACCAAGUCAAUGGUGUGCGUCGUCAGCCCGGUCCGGCCUGUUCCUGCUCCCCGCACCAAGCAAGUGGUGCGCUUCAUCGGCCCGGUUCGGCCCGUCCCUGCUCCCCGCACCAAGCCAAUGGUGCGCGUCGUCAGCCCGGUCCGGCCCGUCCCUGCUCCCCGCACCAAGCCUGUGGUGCGCGUCGUCAGUCCGGCACAGCCCGUGCCUGUUCCACUGGUGCCUGGUCCGGCACCGGUCAGCUGCUCCACUCCGGAGCUAGAGCAUUCCGCUCCACCAGUGUUCAGUCCAGCUCCGGCCAGCAGGGCCAGACCGGAUCAGGGGCGCUUUGGGGGGUUAGAGAGGGAGUGGGAGUCAUGCCCGGAGCCGGAUCCACCGCCGAGGCGGAGUGCCCACCCGGUCCCUCCCCUGUUGUGUUUGGUUGGCGCUGCCGGAGUCCGCGCCUUUGGGGGGGGGUACUGUCACGCCCUGGCUCUGGGGACUCUUGUAUGUUGAGCCAGGGUGUUAGGUUCUAGUUUUGUGUUUCUAUGUUGGCCAGGGUGGCUCCCAAUCAGAGACGGCUGUUGCUCGUUGUCUCUGUUUGGGAGCCAUACUUAGGUAGCUGUAAGGCAUUCGUUUGGUGUGGUUUCUUGUUCCUUUUGAUUUGUGUUUGUAUAGAAGGACUUCACGUUUCGUUUGUUGUUUUGUUCGCUGUGGUGUACAAUAAAAUAAAUAUGUACGCAUCUCACGCUGCGCCUUGGCCCACUUCUUUUCAAGACGAUCGUGAAUGAAGAAACCACCACGACUGGUUCAAGCAGCGUGAUGAGGAGAAAGGUUGGAAUUACGAGAAGUGGAGAGAGAAUUGGACGAGAACCAUGGAGGCCUGGUCCACGGGGGAGAGACAAGCCCAGAAAAUUUUUAGGGGGGGGCUCACGCCGUGGACGACGGGGCAGCAGGAGUACGGGAUAGAGUGGUUCAGAGGGUUGGCAGAGGAGGCCGCCAGGUUACGGGAGUUACUGGACACCAGGGGGAAGGAGUAUGUAGAGGCACGGCGAGAGGUACUAGGGUGUGUUGCCAGUCCGGUCCGGCCCGUUCCUGAUCCCCGCUUAGGGCCAGUGGCGUGUGUUCCCAGUACGGUUCGGCCUGUUCCUGCCUCUCGCACCGAGCCUGUGGUGCGCGUCGCCAGCCCGGUCCGGCCUGUUCCUGUCCCUCGCGCCAAGCCUGUGGUGCGCGUCGCCAGCCCGGUUCGGCCUGUUCCUGCUCCCCGCACCAAGCCUAUGGUGCGCUUCGUCAGCCCGGUCCGGCCUGUUCCUGCUCCCCGCCCCAAGCAAGUGGUGCGCUUCAUCGGCCCGGUUCGGCCCGUCCCUGCUCCCCGCACCAAGCCAAUGGUGCGCGUCGUCAGCCCGGUCCGGCCUGUUCCUGCGCCCCGCACCAAGCAAGUGGUGCGCUUCAUCAGCCCGGUUCGGCCCGUCCCUGCUCCCCGCACCAAGCCAAUGGUGCGCUUCGUCAACCCGGUUCGGCCCGUCCCUGCUCCCCGCACCAAGUCAAUGGUGUGCGUCGUCAGCCCGGUCCGGCCUGUUCCUGCUCCCCGCACCAAGCAAGUGGUGCGCUUCAUCGGCCCGGUUCGGCCCGUCCCUGCUCCCCGCACCAAGCCAAUGGUGCGCGUCGUCAGCCCGGUCCGGCCCGUCCCUGCUCCCCGCACCAAGCCUGUGGUGCGCGUCGUCAGUCCGGCACAGCCCGUGCCUGUUCCACUGGUGCCUGGUCCGGCACCGGUCAGCUGCUCCACUCCGGAGCUAGAGCAUUCCGCUCCACCAGUGUUCAGUCCAGCUCCGGCCAGCAGGGCCAGACCGGAUCAGGGGCGCUUUGGGGGGUUAGAGAGGGAGUGGGAGUCAUGCCCGGAGCCGGAUCCACCGCCGAGGCGGAGUGCCCACCCGGUCCCUCCCCUGUUGUGUUUGGUUGGCGCGGCCGGAGUCCGCGCCUUUGGGGGGGGGUACUGUCACGCCCUGGCUCUGGGGACUCUCGUAUGUUGAGCCAGGGUGUUAGGUUCUAGUUUUGUGUUUCUAUGUUGGCCAGUGUGGCUCCCAAUCAGAGACGGCUGUUGCUCGUUGUCUCUGUUUGGGAGCCAUACUUAGGUAGCUGUAAGGCAUUCGUUUGGUGUGGUUUCUUGUUCCUUUUGAUUUGUGUUUGUAUAGAAGGACUUCACGUUUCGUUUGUUGUUUUGUUCGCUGUGGUGUACAAUAAAAUAAAUAUGUACGCAUCUCACGCUGCGCCUUGGCCCGCUUCUUUUCAAGACGAUCGCGACACAAGGCCACUGUCUGUUUCAGUGAUAUGCCAGAAUCCUCUGUGAGGUCCUUUGAGGGACACAGGCGGCCACACAAUUUGAUGGACUGAAGGAGUGCGUGUGUGCAUGUGCCUGUUUGUGCCUGUGCACGAGUGUGUGUGUGUGGAGUGAAACCCGAGAGCGUGCAGUGGCUGUAUGUCAGCUGUCCCUCCUGCCGUUAGGUGUCAGGGUUGUGUGUGUGUGGUGAGGACAGGUGGUCCUCAGGGUGGACUUGAAUGGAGGUUUUCUUCACCAAAGAAAGCCCCAACAAAAGCCCUGUGUGUCUCAGGCCCUACACACCUGCUUCAACACACCCCACAGCGUAACUUAAACUGCUGGGCUUUUCUCUUAGCUCUAAUCUGGCGGCUGCUGUUCAGAUGGGCAGGCACACAUGCACACACUCUCACACACAAAAACACAUACACGCACACACAUAGCUCUGACUUAAUUUCAUUGCACUCAGCUCAUUCUUGGGCAUAUGUACAGCUGCUGUGGCUUGUUUGAGCAUUGAAGGGAGACCAUGUGUAACUGUCCUCGGCAGCUGUGCAGUCUGCAGUCAGAGACAGACAGACACAGAAAGAGACUGAGAGACUGUCUGCUUGUCUUUACUGGAGUUGGCAGGCAGGUGGCUUUACAUUCAUCUGCUUAUUAGCUAGGGUAAGUAAGGCUUUCAGUGAGAAAAAAUGCAUUUAGAGUAGAGGUUGACCAAAGUCCCUGUUGCAGCAGGACUUAGGCCAGGAUUAAAUCCAAUCCGCCUUAGAACUGCAUUAUAGCACGCUUGACAUUUAAAGGUAAUUUCUGCGAACAUUACCUUUAAAACAUGCACUUUCGGAUUGAAUCACAGCCUUAGUCAGAGAACUUAGGUCUACACUUUAUCGUCAUAUACAUAUCAAUAACAGCCCCCUGACACAGCUCCUCUUUAGAAUAGGUUCCUAUUGGCCAGGGUUGGACAACUGUGGUCCUGGAGAGCCACAGGGAUAAGGUGUGAAGGCUUUUGUUUUAACCCAGCUUUUGACUUUGGCACCUCUGCUAUAAGAAACCAGUUGAAUAUAAAUAUUUGUCCUAUACUCCACCUGCUGGCCAGGGGAAGAAGUACAACUGUAUUUCCAGAACCCUUCUCACCAUCAUCUUGAUUCACAGUAACACUCCUCUCUCCCUCUCUCUCCCACAGGGUCCCAUUGCGCCUCCCUCUCUGUUCGCCCCUGCCCCUGGCGGUCCCUGCCCCCCUCCCCCUCCACCACCUCCACCCCCUGGACCCCCACCAGUCUUCACAGGCGAACCGCCCCAGGCCGACAGCACCACGGCCCAGCAAUCAGCUCUCUUCGCCCAGCUGAACCAAGGAGAAGCCAUCACUAAAGGUAGCCAAGCCACCGUCACCCAGGGGUUGAAGAGCUCAGAUCCAACUGCAGAAGGGGGAGAGAGGGAGGGAGGGAAAAGGAGGAAGAGGAGGAGAAACAGAAGGAGGAAGGGAGGGAGAGUUGAAGAGGGAGGAUGUGGGUUGAAUCAACAGUUACAGAGUCCUGAGAGCACCACUGCCCAGCGCUCAGCCCUGUUCGUCCAGCUGAACCAGGGAGCUGACAUCACUAAAGGUAGCCAAGACAGGAGAAACAGAAGGAGGAAGAGGAGGAGAAACAGAAGGAGGAAGGGAGGGAGAAUUGAAGAGAGUUGCUAUGUUGUGAGGACAUAGAAAUAGUCAUUAUAUUUCUAUGGUGUUUAUUUAUCAACAGUUAGGGUCAAAUUUGUUUGAUUUGAGAUCAUCCUUUUUAUUAUAGAUUUUUGCACUAAAACAAUAACUUCUAAACAAGUGAAUACAAGUAAGUACCCUCUCUCUGUCCACUAGCGUUAAAGCACGUCUCAAAGGACCAGAUGACCCAUAAGAACCCCGCCCUUCGCUCCCAGGGAGGAGAGCAUCACUCCUCCCCACCUAAGAGCCGAAACCCCGGAGGCUCCUCCAACAGAGCGCCUCCCCAGAAACGACCCCCCUUGCUGGAGCUGGAGGGGAAGAAAUGGAGGGUGGUACGUUACCUAUUAUCUUGCCUUGCAUGCCAGGCUUCUAAGUUGUCCUAUUAUCUACACUGAACAAAAAUAUAAACGCAACAUGCAACAAUUUCUAAGAUUUUACUGAGUUACAGUUCAUAUAAGGAAAUCAGUCAAUUGAAAUAAAUUCAUAGGCCCUAAUCUAUGGAUUUCACAUGACUGGGAAUACAGAUAUGCAUCUGUUGGUCACAGAUACCUUAACAAAAAGGAAGGGGUGCAGAUCAGAAAACCAGUCAGUAUCUGGUGUGACCACCAUUUGCCUCAUGCAGCACGACUCCUUCGUAUAGAGUUGAUCAGGCUGUUGAUUGUGGUCUGUGGAAUGUUGUCCCAAUCCUAUUCAAUAGCUGUGCGAAGUUGCUGGAUUUUGGCGGGAACUGGAACAUGCUGUCGUAGAUGUCGAUCCAGAGCAUCCCAAACAUGCUCAAUGGGUGACAUGUCUGGUGAGUAUGCAGGCCAAGGAAGAACUGGGACAUUUUCAGCUUCCAGGAAUUGUGUACAGAUCCUUGCGACAUUGGGGCCAUGCAUUAUCAUGCUGAAACAUGAGGUGAUGGCGGCGGAUGAAUGGCACAACAAUGGGCCUCAGGAUCUCGUCACGGUAUCUCUAUGCAUUCAAAUUGCCAUUGAUAAAAUGCAAAUGUGUUCGUUGUCCAUAGCUUAUGCCUGCCCAUACCAUAACCAUGGGGCACUCUGUUCACAACGUUGACAUCAGCAAACUGCUCGCCCACACAACGCCAUACACGCUGUCUGCCAUCUGCCCGGUACAGUUGAAACUGGGAUUAAUCCAUGAAGAGCAUAUUUCUCCAGCGUGCCAGUGGCCAUCAAAGGUGAGCAUUUGCCCACUGAAGUCGGUUAUGACGCGACACUGCAGUCAGGUCAAGACCCUGGUGAGGACGACGACCACUAAGAUGAGCUUCCCUGAGACGGGUUCUGACAGUUUGUGCAGAAAUGUUUCGGUUGUGCAAACCCACAGUUUCCUCAGCUGUCCAGGAGGCUGGUCUCAGACGAUCCCGCAGGUGAAGAAGCCGGAUGUGGAGGUCCUGGGCUGGCGUGGUUACAGGUCGUCUGCGGUUGUGAGGUCGGUUGGACGUACUGCCAAAUUCUCUAAACCGACAUUGGAGGCAGCUUAUGGUAGAGAAAUGAACAUUCAGUUCUCUGGCAACAGCUCUGGUGGACAUUCCUGCAGUCAGCAUGCCAAUUGCACGCUCCCUCAAAACUUGAGACAUCUGUGGCAUUGUGUUGUGUGACAAAACUGCACAUUUUAGAGUGGCCUUUUAUUGUCCCCAGCACAAGGUGUACCUGUGUAAUGAUCAUGCUGUUUAAUCAGCGUCUUGAUAUGCCACACCUGUCAGGUAGAUGGAUUAUCUUGGCAAAGGAGAAAUGCUCACUAACAGGGAUGUAAACACAUUUGUGCCCAAAAUUUGAGAGAAAUAAGCUUUUUGUGUGUAUGAAACAUUUCUGGGAUCUUUUAUUUCAGCUCAUGAAACAUGGGAGCAAAACUUUAAAUGUUUCCUUUAUAUUUUUGUUCAGUAUAAAUGGAGGGCAUGGUUGACCUUAAAAAAAGUAUAGUGAUUCAGGAAAGUUUAGGUGCCUCACAGAUUCAAAGACCAAGACUGCCAUCAGUGUGACUGUACUCUUUCAGAGGCGAUUGUGAUGUCUGGUGCUAAACCCAAUGAGGUCAUCCAAAGGUGGAGGGUCAAACAGAAGAUGGGUCAGACGGUCACAGGUCUUGUUUGUUGUUUCCCCCCACAGGAGUACUUUGACCAGGCUCAUGACCUGGUUAUCGAGGAGACAGAGCUGAGACAGGUGGCCUAUGUCUUCGGGUGCAGCAACUCUACUCUACAGAUAAAGGGAAAGAUCAACUCCAUCAUUGUGGGUGAGUUCAACCAUCCAUUGUUUUAUUUGUUAUAUUAUAGUUAAGUUAUUAAGCUUUUAUUAUGUAUACGGCAACACCAUAUACUGUACAGUGGACAAUUUCUUUGUCGUCUUUGACAGCAUCAAUCCUGUAUGCCUCUUUCUCUCUCUAAUCCCUCACUGAUUUCAUGUUUCAUGUUCACCUCUGACAGAUAACUGUAAGAAGCUUGGUCUGGUGUUUGACAACGUUGUUGGCAUUGUGGAAGUCAUCAACUCUAAGGACAUUCAGUUGCAGGUCAGCUCAAAUUUCAUACAUGUUCAAGAAAAUAUGGCAUCUCUUUCCUCUCUGCAUCUGAAGUUCAACUCUAAUGUACCCGCUAUGAAUAUAUAGUAGAUGUAUAGUACUGACACUUUUAUUUUUAUACGUUAUGUUGGGCCAUGAUUUCUUCUGGUCAGGAUAAAUUCCAAUCCCUAGACUAGUUAUAAGAUGGAAGUAUCUGUGCGGAUGCUCUGCCCCACUUUUGUCCAGGUGAUGGGUAGAGUUCCCACCAUCUCCAUCAACAAGACAGAGGGCUGCCAAGUCUACCUGAGUAAGGACACUCUGGACUGUGAGAUCGUCAGCGCCAAGAGCUCUGAGAUGAACAUCCUGGUACCGCAGGACGAUGAAUAUGUGAGUGUGUAUGAAAGUGUGUUGAGUGCUUGCAUUUCAGACAGUGUGUGUGUGUGAGAGAGAGAGGGUAAGAGAGAGAGGGAGAGAGUAAGUGAGAGAGAGAGUGCAAGUAUGAGACUGAGUGAGAGUGUGGCUAAGUGUGGUUUUGUUUUAAACAUUGUGUGUUUAACAGAGGGAGUUCCCAGUUCCUGAGCAGUUCAAGACAGUUUGGGACGGGUCCAAACUGGUGACAGAACCCACAGAGAUCGCUGGC